Candidula unifasciata is the source of this 1773-nucleotide messenger RNA. NCBI's taxonomy places the organism in Eukaryota, Metazoa, Mollusca, Gastropoda, Stylommatophora, Geomitridae. The record is from the annotation of a GenBank genome assembly.
AUGUUCUUGAAACCUUUUAGAGUCAAGGCGCAGACAUCUGUGAAAACCUCAGACAGAAAAAAACUGCGGGCAGACAUUUUACAGCAAUACCCGAAACUCUCCGAAGAUGAUGUGACAAAACUGAUUCCAAACAAAGAGGAGAUGACUCUAACAAAGAUCAACACUCAUGGAGAUGACAAUAUUGUGCUUUUCUCAGUAGCGAAGAAUCCUAUCUUUUACGAACUGUUUAGGAAGUUCUACCCUACAGUAUACACAAUGUGGCAAUAUCCAGACAUGCUACCUGCCUUUAGAACAUGGCCGCCUGUUUUUGAGAAACUUCAAAAAGGAGCUGAUCUCAUGCUGCCUGGAGUUGUCCCAGACAAAGAGCCAUCACCAAAAAUGUUUGGCAAUCUCCAGAAGGGUGACCUGGUUUGUGUGACCCUUGCUGGCAACAAAUCACCGGUUGCACUUGGUAAGGCUUUGCUGAGUGGGGAGGAUAUGUACAUGUCAGCAAUGAGAGGCAAAGGUGUUUCUGUCUUACAUAUUUAUGGAGAUGCCCUUUGGGAGUUUGGGGAUAAAUCACAGCCUCCUGUGAUCCCAGAAGUCCUGUCACAAACUGAAAGUGAGAACCUUGUUGAACAGACAGACACUGUUGACAGUGCUAAUGGAGAAGUCAGCAGCAAACUGAAGGAAAAUGACUUGCCUGAUGUUGACAAUUUGCAGAUUGUAGACAAAGAUGACAAUAGAGAGGGUGCUGUGGCUGCAGGUAAUGAGGUUGAACAAGAGGACACAGAUUCAGAUGAUGAAGAUAAAGAUCCAGUUGCUGAAAUGGACGAGCUUCUUAACUUCUGUUUUCUGUGUGCCAUCAAAUCUAGAGUGAAGAAGAGUGACCUCCCAUUGUUGACUGGAAAUUUUUUAAGGGGUUAUAUGCAGCCAUUCAGCCCUGGGAAACAGCUGGACCUUAAGAAGUCUUCCUUUAAAAAGUUCUCAAAGUUUCUGCAAGCUAAAGUUGGUGAAGGCUACAUUACUAUGAAGCAGCAGAGUAAGGGUGUAGAUGCCAUCACAGAAAUUUACAAGUCACACUUAGGACUGAGAGAUUUGAAAGUGCCGGAGGUAGUAGAGGAGGAGACCACAAAGCCUAGUCAGAGUGAGGAAGAAGUAUUCAAACCUUUGACCUUCACUGAUGUUUAUUGCGUAAAUGGUGCUACGCAUGAUUUAUUUAAAGAUGCAGGACUUUGUAAAGGUGAAGCAUUAUUGAUCUCAGACGUCAGGCAACUUGUCACAGACUACAUCAAGACAAACAACCUUCAGCAUGAGGAUAAUAAAAAACUGGUAACAUUAGAUCCUAUACUGGCUCACAUUAUACUGAAGCCAUCUGAGGGUGACUUGGACCGUAUGAACUGGGAGCAAGUUAUCAACAGGGUCGUGGGUAAGAUGCAGGCUGGCAUUGCAAUCAGUGCUGGAUCGGAUCCUCCUGUUAUUAAGAAAGGAAAAUUGGACCCUAUAAAACUAGAAGUCAGCAUGAGAGCAUCAUCGAAGAAGGUGACCAUCGUUGAUAACCUGGAGGAUUAUGGCAUUGAUGUGAAAGCAUUCUCCAAGCUUGUGCAGAAGUCAGUGGCUUGCAGCUGUUCUGUGGUGCAACCUGAGCAGAAAAAUAAGGGAGCCCAAGUUCUCAUUCAGGGAAACCAGAUCAGCUUUGUUGCAAAUUUACUUAUAGAUAAGUACAAGAUUCCACGACGUUACAUCACAGGAAUGGAGAAUGCCCCUGCCCCUAAACAAACAAAGAAGAGAUAA